Messenger RNA from Aspergillus pseudonomiae, 1704 nucleotides. RefSeq names its product flavin monoamine oxidase family protein. The record is from RefSeq and is a predicted model, not a curated record. The transcript has 2 exons. Bases 328 to 1632 code for a protein of 434 amino acids. NCBI's taxonomy places the organism in Eukaryota, Fungi, Ascomycota, Eurotiomycetes, Eurotiales, Aspergillaceae. Gene Ontology annotation, molecular function: oxidoreductase activity.
ACCUCGGUCAAGAGAAAAAAAAAAAAAAAUUGAAAUCCUCGUUGGGGUUGGGGUCUCUGACGUCAUUUACUUGCCACAAAACUAGAUAAGGUUUAACAAGAUCUUAUCUAGCCGCCGACAAGACGACCCGUGGAGGCUCCUCAGACCCGCGGGUGCCGACCAUACCAGCCUACUGUAGUUAGGCACCAACUGCCCAUAUAAAACCUCAGUCCUCCCACCCAAAAUGCUUCACAAAUCAUCAAACCAAAUAACUACUUGAGCUUCAAUCAUCUAUUUCAACCGAAACCAUCUACUUCACCUAAAUCCAUCGACUUAUACCUCAACAAAAUGUCUCAAGUUUACGACACAGUUGUUGUCGGCGCUGGCAUGGCCGGCCUCGUCGCCGCCCGCGACCUCUCAACCCGUGGCCGUUCGGUCCUCCUCGUUGAGGGCAGAGAUCGCAUCGGCGGCCGCACUUUUACCACCACCGCCUGUGGAGGAGAAUUGGACUUGGGAGGAGGCUACGUGCACUGGACGCAGCCCAAUGUUUGGGUGGAGCUGGAGAAGCACGGAUUGGAGCACCUCAACCCGCCGCUUGAAUCCAAAACGUUUUACCAGCUCGCCGACGGCAAGGUCCAUACUGAUGAAUUCGAGCGGACGCACGAGUUAGUCGCGAAGUUUUUCGCCGACGCCCGGGAGAGAUUUCCGCUGCCUUUUAACCCGACCGCGGUGGACAACAGCGAUAUCAUCGACCAGACCUUGGAGCAGCGUAUUGCCUCCAUGAACAUGUCCAAGAAAGACAGUGAUCUCAUCAAAGGCGUCAUUAGCGGGCUUUGCCACAACUACUCCUUGCAUGGGUCGCAGCAGCUGCUGUUCGCUGUGGCCACCAACUUUGGAAACUAUGCGGCUGAGCUGGAGACGGCGGGCUCAUGGUCCCUCCCCGGCGGGAUGAAGUCGCUGAGCGAUGCCAUCCAGGGUGAGUCCAAGGCCGAGCUGCGACUGUCUACCGCGAUCACGAAAAUCACCGACAAUGGCUGGGGCGUUACCCUUUCCACGUCUAACGGCACCCAGAUCCAGGCCAAGACGGUUGUUGUGGCCACGCCGAUCAACACCAUGCGCCAUAUUGCCAUCACCCCGGCUCUGCCGCCAACAGUCCAAAAGAUGCUGACUGAAGGCAACCCUGUGCGUGGGAGCAAACUGUGGGUGAUUGUGCGCGGACACAUCGAGCCCUUCUCCGCGCUGGCGCCUCCGGGCCAGCACCCUCUAAACUCGGUGCGUGUGGAGAAACGCUGGGGGGAUAACACCGCGAUCCUGUGCAUGAUUUCCGACUCGGACUCCAUCAAGCACGACGACCUUGCUGCGGUGCAGAAGGCGUUGCGGCUGUUUGUGCCGGACCUCGAGGUCGUUGACACUGCGUGGCAGGACUGGAAUGCGGAUGACUUUUCGCAGGGCGGGUGGAUGAUGCACCGUCCUCGUCACUUCUUGGAGGGCUGUGUCGAUAUUCGCAAGGGACAUGGACGCAUUUCCUUUGCUGGAGCCGAUAUUGCGGCCUUGGGUCCCUGUACCAUUGACGGCGCGAUGAACUCGGGCGCAGCAGCGGCUAGGCAGGUGGAAGCCAUUCUCAACGGAAAGAACAAAGACUCCAGGCCUUGAUCCCCACGGCUGGGCAGGGAGAGUUGAUUUUGCUUCCUACUAUAUUAGUAUAAUUACCGCUGCAGUUCUUUG